Molecule: messenger RNA, 2042 nt
Organism: Cladophialophora immunda
Lineage: Eukaryota; Fungi; Ascomycota; Eurotiomycetes; Chaetothyriales; Herpotrichiellaceae
Exons: 1
Coding region: 119-1807 (562 amino acids)
Biological process (GO): lipid metabolic process
Cellular component (GO): membrane
Molecular function (GO): oxidoreductase activity, acting on paired donors, with oxidation of a pair of donors resulting in the reduction of molecular oxygen to two molecules of water
Source: RefSeq, a predicted model, not a curated record
CCCAAUUGAUGCCUGUUCACGAUUCACCGACUUGUGCUCUCUUCCUCGCUCUCUCAUUAUAGCUGAAUGGCACCAUAGCUCCUUAACCCAUCCCGACGUCUCGCAGUCCUACCAAUCCAUGACCACCGAAAGUUCCCCAAGAGACCGCCUAUGGUCACGGCGGGAAAUCGAGGGCCUGAUAGCAGAAGGGAGGAAGAUUAUAAUCCUCAAUGGACGAGUGAUCAAGGCUGAUGCCUGGCUCCCUUUUCACCCUGGUGGUGACAAGACCAUCCUGCAUAUGGUGGGAAGAGAUGGAACAGAUGAGAUCCGGGCACUUCACUCCCUCGAGGCGCAGGCGCACAUGCAGAAGUUCGUGAUCGGGAGAAUCCAGGGGAGAUGGAUCAACUUUCUGCCCCCAAUACAGGGUGGACAUUUCAGACCAUACGUCAAGGGUCAGGAAGACAACGAUGCAGAAGAAGGAGAGGACUCAGACUUGCAGACCGAUGGUGCUCUCAGCUCUUGCAGUGACAGUAGUGCACCUCCGUCACCCAUCUUCGACCCCGUCGAUGCUCGAGAACGAGGGACGUCGUCACCGUCCACUUCCUCAUUGUCUGAGAAUGAGCAAGCGAACGUCAAGGAUGACCCUAUUCAGAUGAAGCUCUCAGCCGAAAAGUCCUCAGACAUGCUGAAGUACCCAUCACUGGACCACAGCUCACAAGGUCGGAUUGUCGCCAAGUACCGCGAACUCGACGCUCAGAUGCGGGCGGCUGGCCUUUACGACUGUCCAUACGGUGCCUAUGGAGUUGAGUGCUGCAGAUAUAUCCUCCUCUUCGCAUCUUCUCUCCUCGCACUCCACUACUCCUACUACGCCAUCUCGGGGGCCCUUCUCGGCCUUUUCUGGCACCAGCUCGUGUUUACCGCCCAUGACGCUGGACACAUGGGCAUCACACACAACUUUCAUGUCGAUACCUGUAUUGGAAUCUUCAUCGCCGACUUCUUGGGUGGCUUGUCCAUUGGCUGGUGGAAACGCAAUCAUAACGUCCACCACAUCGUUACCAACUCACCGGAACAUGAUCCAGAUAUCGAGCACAUGCCCUUUUUCGCCAUCUCUACCCGGUUUUUCUCGUCCUUACGUUCCACUUAUUACGACCGGAUCAUGCAGUUUGAUAGCAUUGCAAAGUUGGCCAUCGCGAAACAACAUUGGUUAUACUAUCCAAUUCUCCUUCUUGGCCGCUUCAACCUCUACCGCCUCUCCUGGGAGUAUCUCUUUCUGGGUCAAGCCCCAAAGAAGGGACCGGCGUGGUGGCAUCGCUACCUGGAAAUAUUGGGGCAGUUUGUCUUCUGGAGCUGGUUCGGCUACGGAAUUGUGUAUUGCUCCAUUCCUACAGCUUGGGACCGCUUCGUCUUUGUCAUGAUCAGCCACAUGGUCACAGCACCGCUCCACGUCCAGAUCACGCUUUCCCACUUUGCCAUGUCCACCACCGACAUGGGCGUGCAUGAGUCCUUCCCCCAGAAGAUGCUCCGAACCACCAUGGAUGUCGAUUGCGCGCCCUGGCUUGACUUUGUCCACGGCGGAUUACAAUUCCAGGCCGUCCAUCACCUAUACCCGAGGAUCCCCAGACAUAAUCUCCGAAAGGGGCAAGUUUAUGUGCGGGAAUUCUGUAAAGAGACAGGAGUUCCAUAUGCAAUCUAUGGCUUCACGAAGGGGAACAGGGAAGUUCUCGGGAGGUUGGAGGAGGUGGCGAGGCAAGUGAGAGUUUUUGAGGAGUGCAGAAAAGCGUGCGCGAUCGAGGUCGUCGAGGGGAAAGAACAUGCUCACUCUCACUGAGGGAGAAGUCUGGACCCUGAACGGAAAGAUGUGCUGUGUUGAAGCUCGGAUGUACGGGUUUGAAUCAAGAAAGGAAUGGUUGAUAUGAGACCAUUCUUUAUACAUAGAUAAUGAUGAAACGAGACAAGUUGUAAAUAUGGGCUGGAUUACUGGGGGUGGAAAGAGAGGCGUUUAGAUAGCUUGUUUUCAGAUACCAACAAGACCACAUGCUCCUCGAAAGGGAGGUUUCAAGCGA